Ziziphus jujuba (common jujube) is the source of this 546-nucleotide messenger RNA. Its product is annotated as putative invertase inhibitor. The coding region runs from base 1 to 546 and encodes 181 amino acids. The record is from RefSeq and is a predicted model, not a curated record. Gene Ontology annotation, molecular function: enzyme inhibitor activity. The transcript has a single exon. Gene Ontology annotation, biological process: negative regulation of catalytic activity. Lineage: Eukaryota; Viridiplantae; Streptophyta; Magnoliopsida; Rosales; Rhamnaceae.
AUGAAGCCCAUUUCAAGUGUUUCUCCUCUCAUACUUGUAUGCCUAUUUCUUACAGAAUUCCAUGUAACAAAUGCAAGAGGGUUAAUCAAGAAAGCAUGUGAAACUUCCUUGCACAAGGGCCUUUGUCUAGCUACUAUCAAAGCUGAUCGUGAUUAUAAAGGUGCUAAACUCCACGAUCUAGGUCAAAUUGUACUGAAAGCUGCAACAUCAAAUGCCAGUGCUUUACAAAAAGAAGUGGAACAAUUGCUCAAGGAAAGAGCUAGUACCUCUGUUGAGAGUGCCUUGAAAGAUUGCAAAGAGAACUAUGAUGAUGCUGUUUCUCAACUUGAGAAAUCCAAGCAAGCUUUGGAACAUAAACGGUAUAACGAUGUUAAUACAUGGGUUACGGCUGCAAUGAACGAUGCAGAUUCAUGCGAGCAAGGUUUAAAAGAAUCAGCAGAUAAGGACUCAUCAAUAGCCCAAAAGACUUUCAUUUUUGGUCAACUUUGCAGUAAUGUCUUGGCUGUUACCAAUAAAGCUGCUGCUGGUGCGACUAGAUCGGUCUAA